AUGUCUCGCAACAGCGCCGAUCCGUCCCGUGACGGCCAGCCUCGUCCUCGUCAGGAGCCAGGAAGUGCCUGCGAAGAAUGCAGACGACGAAAGCUGCGGGGUUUUUCCGAGAUUGGCAUGUUCGACAAGACGCUGACAAGCUUCGCAGCUGCCAUGGAGGAACGCCUCGCCACCGUCAAUGGCGCCACCACGACCGACGGUCAAGCCAUGAACGCCUCCGCUAACAGCAACGAUGUUACGGGAAACCCCAUCGAUAUGAGUCCUCCUCCUACCGUCGACCACCCCUCUGUCUCAAGCUUCUGCAACUGGAUCUGGCACGAUGCCGACUUCUCAUUUGCUUCAAAUCCAGCCACGCCACCCACGUUCCCGGACUUCCCUCAAACCAGUGAGGACAUGGACAAUGUCAUGGCUCUCCUCCCACAAGUGUCCGGUCAAAUGGACUUGAUGGAAGGACUACCAGCCAUGGAUAUGGCCUCCAACUUCAACAAUCCCCUCGUGCCACCAGCCGAUAUGUUGAAUACCACCCCUCUCGAUCAGACUGCAGCCUUGCUGCCCGACUUGUACCAUUCAGACCGUGAUCAAGCGUACUUUGAGAGAGUCCACAAUUGCAUCCCCAUCAUCCACGAGCAAAGUUAUUAUGCCUGGAGCAACAACACCUUGAAGACAGAGCAGCAGGUCUGCCUCCAGAAGAGCAUGUGGGCGCUGGCCACAUCCGCCACAGCCCAGCCUCUCGCCACAGCCAAUGUCCUCUACACCGAAGCGAGGCAGCAGCUAGAGAAGCUGGAGAACAGCUGGAACAGUGAUCAUCUGGCUGAUGUCGUCCAAGCCCAGGCCUGGCUACUCCUGGCCAUUUACGAGUUUGUUCGAGUUGAUUUUCGCCGUGGCUGGAUGAGUGCAGGCCGUGCUUUUCGUCGAAUCCAGUUCAUGAAACUGCAUGAAAUUGAUCGUUCUGACGAUCUCCGAUCCCAGUCAGAAUGGGUGGAAGCUGAGGAGCGACGACGGACGUUUUGGAUGGCCUACUCCUUAGACUGCUUCAUCAGUCUGAGUAAUGGCUCACCCCGGACGUUCAGUGAACAGGCGGACGUUCGCAUGCCCGCUCCGGAGAUCAGUUUCCAGUCCGGACAACCGGUCCUGAUGAACUUCUUGUCCGAUGCCAUGCUCCCCCAGGACAGGGCCGGCCCAAGCAAUAAUUUGACCGACUUCAUUAUCGUCGCCACAAUCUGUGGCUGGGCACACACCCAUCGCCAGCAGUGCACAACCAAGCGAGCCCAAGCGAACCCCAUCCAGGCCUUCUGGGAGCGACAUCGUGCGAUCGAGAGAUUGCUGAUCCCACAGGUGGCCGCCAUGCAGCAGACCCAGUCACAAAUGCGACAUGCCGACCCGAUCUAUCUAUUCACCCGUGUCAUGGUCCACGCCAUGGUCCUCUAUAUGUAUCAUACGAUGAUGGAGUUCAUUCCCAACCACGAUGGGGCUAACCGAGCACUGGUCGACGCCUAUGGACCCUCUCUCUUCACGGCUGUGUGCGAGGUGUCUAACAUCUCCAACACAUUAUCACAGAUGAGCUGCUUCAAGGCACACCCUUUCUGCCCGAUAGCACUCUAUGUCUGCAUUCAGGGCCUCAAAGCUUUCAACGACAACGGCGGGGGCUUUUCAGAACAAUUAAAGCUGGCAUCAAGUGCACUGGACAAUCUACGACGGAUAAACAUAUUUGGCGAUGACUCAAGGAGAGGGUCAGGCGAGAGCACAGGCGAGCCUCCUUUCACGCUGGAUCCAUCGAUGGUCUGA
Molecule: messenger RNA, 1785 nt
Organism: Zasmidium cellare ATCC 36951
Lineage: Eukaryota; Fungi; Ascomycota; Dothideomycetes; Mycosphaerellales; Mycosphaerellaceae
Exons: 5
Coding region: 1-1785 (594 amino acids)
Biological process (GO): DNA-templated transcription
Cellular component (GO): nucleus
Molecular function (GO): zinc ion binding; DNA binding
Source: RefSeq, a predicted model, not a curated record